Molecule: messenger RNA, 2764 nt
Organism: Betta splendens (Siamese fighting fish)
Lineage: Eukaryota; Metazoa; Chordata; Actinopteri; Anabantiformes; Osphronemidae
Exons: 9
Coding region: 612-1817 (401 amino acids)
Source: RefSeq, a predicted model, not a curated record
GUGAAACCGCGGAGGCGCGCUUUCGGGACGCGUGGGUUGCGCCCUCCUCAAGCACCGCGGAGUGUGAUGAAACCGCACAGGCCCGCACACGAAACGUUACCACAAGACACAGCUGUGUUUUGGUGACAGUGGUGACAGUGGGGGAGGGCAUGUGACUACGUUCCUGUAUUCACAGCCCAUUCCCACGCAGACCACCAGCCCUGAUGCUCCAGUCUCGUGGGGGCGAACCGCUUUCCCAUUUCCAGCUUUCUCGCUUUCUCCUCUGACACUGAUUGACACUGAUUGCGCUGCGCUCACCGUGAGACUACUCCCUGACGUCACAGCCCGUUCCUCCCACUCAGACUCCGCCCAUCCCGGUACUCUCCGCGUGCGGCACGGACGCACCGGGGACUGAGGUGUUCGCGGCGGCGGAGUUCACUUCCUUUUUCUUGUCACCUCCGUCGCACCUUCCAAUAUUUGGCAGCGGACAUUCGUUUGCGACUCUUCCAGGGAGACACGUCCACUGUGACUGCGGCUGCUUCUGCUGCUUCUUUACUGUGGACUACGAGAGGAGUACCUGGAAGGACGCGCUUCUUCCGGACGGACUAAAUCCCAAGACGCCUGAGGUCGACAUGGCUUCAGCUUUGGAGCUUUUGACCGCGUUGGCUCUCGCCGCCUUUCUCUGUAAUGCAGAACGUCUUCCUCCACCUACAAAGCUGUCUUAUGAGUGGCUCGACACAUUUACCGUGAACGUGUCCUGGUCCUGGAAGAGGCCCAGCAACCUGCCAGAAAGCUGCAACAUCAAGUUUAAAUACUGGAGGGAGCCCGCGACCUUGCUGGAAAGAAGACUCACCCCAUGGAACUACUUCACAGAAAAAUGCCUCACAGAAGAAAACCAGUCCAGUGACUGUAACUACACCAUCAAGGCCACUAACGCCUCGCCCUGCGACGGCUGGACCGACAGCCGACCCGUGAACCCAGCGGUUUUCACCCCAAAGCCGCGAGCCGAAGUGGUGAAGGGCUUCAAAUGUCUCUUUGAAGCCGGGGGGAUGAACUGCUCCUGGACCCGGGUCGAUCCGUCUCAUGAGCUGAACCUUUCCUACAGGGUGUGUGGACAGGCUAAGGAACUGAAAGGAUGUGAUGGAUUUUACACAAGUGCAGCGAAGGAAGGUUGUUACUUCAGCGUUGGUGACGACACUGACAUCUGCGUCCACGCUGCCACGGAGGCCGGGGCCAUGACCUUUAAGGCCGUGCAAGGGUUGCAUCCGCCGAAGCUGAGCGUCGCCGAGCACGGGCAGAGCCUCCACCUGAGCUGGCCGCCGCCGGAGGUGGGGAAGGCCUGCGUCUGGAUACACGAGUUCUGCUUCACCGAGUGCGCUGAGGAAAAGGAGCGCUCUCACGUUCCUGAUGCGCGCACGUGCCGGAACAUCACCAGAGAGGGGGGCGUGUUCAAGGCGCAGGUCCCGUACGACAAGAACUGCCGUUACGAGUUCUGGUCCCGAGUCCUCACAGACAAGUACUGCCCACAAUUAUCCAGCGACUUCGGCGCUUCUGUUGUUUUCGGUGUCAACGUGCCUACCAACAGGAUGCAGACGGUGGCUGCCAUCAUCGUCCCCCUCAUCCUCUCCGUCUCCGUGCUCCUGGCCUGCUACUGUUUCAGGAGGCACAGUCACAUCAUUUUCCCCACCGUACCGAAUCCCAGAGUCAUUCUAAAGGAGAUGAUGAACGGGAACAAAGAGCUUAAGUUCCCAGCGGGGGACGUGUACAUGCCGGAGGCGGAGUACACUGAUUCCUUAAAACUUGUACAGGAGAACUCUGACCCAGGACAAAAGCUCUGACGCAGCAACUGCAGGGACCUAAUACACAGACGGAACUGGACUAAAAGACUGGAUCUUGUAUAUUUACAGAGUAACUUGACCGACGGGCUGGGAAUCGCCUCUUCCAGGUGAACAUGUGUCUGGAGCAGGCGUCGCUGCUGACCAGAGUGCAGUUCGGGAUCUCGGCUGCGGCCCAGCGAGGGCUCCGGCCCCAGCGAUGGAGCGAUGGAGUCGCUCCGGAGGCCUCGGCACUCGGCGCUCGACCUCGAUGCGCUCAAGGCCGCGGCGCACCUGCGAGCGCCCGGACGAGUGCAGGAGUAAAAGAGGCGGCGCUGGUCGGCGGCAGGCGCUGUUUACAGGAGCGAUGAGGCGCCCGCGGAGUUAGCGCCUCCGCUAGCGGACAGGAAGUGGCGCUCCUGACCUCCUCCACGCGUCCACCCGCGAAUGAGGAAAGGAAACAAAAGCUUGUUUGUCUGGUUGUGGGGUUGUGGCUGCAGACGUAGCCUUCUAAGGAAGCGAACUACUCAGGGCCCAGACUCGUCGCGAGUCUGUGCGUCGCUGUGACCUGGAGAACGACCUGCACGAAUGUUACUGAUGAUGUCAAAUGACUUUAGAUAUUUUGGAUGAAGAUGAUAUUUGUACAAAGUCUUGUUGAAAUGUGAUCUGAGUGUAUUUUUCAACCCUUCUAUGCAUCAUCAGAGUGAUAAAGAACAGUGGGGCUUUAUCUGAGGAUACAGUAUGUGAACUCGUUAAAACUUGGCCUCGCUCGUUAUCCUGCUCUUUUUGUUAAUGUUUUCAUCUGUUUUCUUUAAAAACGCCUUCACUGCGACACCCUUCCUUCCUUAGGUUUUGGUUGGUCAGCUUUGCACUCAGUCGUGUUUGUUCUCUGUGUUUGUUUUAAAGGUCCAUGCACACGCUUUUCUUCCAUGCCAAAUAAUGCAAAAAAAUAAACCUUGAUGUCUCAAUAA